This is a messenger RNA of Rotaria sp. Silwood1, 924 nucleotides long. The record is from the annotation of a GenBank genome assembly. Lineage: Eukaryota; Metazoa; Rotifera; Eurotatoria; Philodinida; Philodinidae.
AUGGGUCUUAUGUCAAGUAAAGAACAAUUAAUGAUAACAGCUAUUGAACAUCAGGAUAUAGAAGCAAUUAAAGUAAUUAUCAAAGAUUCAACAAUUGAACAAAUGAAUAUGAUAUGUAAAUUUGUUGUACCUAAAAGUGAGUAUCAAUAUACAAUACUUCAUUUAGCGACAUGGCAAGAUAAUCCUGAAUUAUUAUCAUUACUAUUAGAUUACACUGAUGAUUUAGAGAUACGUGAUGGCCUUGGCUGGACUCCAUUAAUGACAGCUAUUAAUCGUGAUAGUAAAGAAAAUGUUAAAAUUUUAUUAAAACGUGGUGCAAAAAUUGAUUGUGAUUUUGCUCAAGGCAUGGAUCUUAUUGCAAUAGCUAUGGCUUUUCAUGAUAUUGAACUCAUUGAAAUUCUUAUGAAUCAUGGAGCUCAAGUUACAUCUACAUCUGACAUGCCUGUUCAUGAUGAAAGUUCAAUGGGAUGUUAUCUAUUACAUUUUGCUGCUGAUGAUGGUGAAAUUGAUAUAGCUAAAUUAUUGAUUGAAAAAGGCCAAAUACCAAUUAAUACAUUAGAUCAAACAGGAUGGAGUCCUCUUCAUUUAGCUGCUGGACAUAAUUAUAUAGAUAUUGUAAAAUUACUUUUAGAAUAUGGUGCUGAUAUUAAUAUCAAAGAUUAUUAUGGCAAUACACCAUUAGCAUGGGCUAAAGAAAUGAAUGCUAAAGAAGCUAUCGAUGAACUUGAAGCACAUGGUGGUAUAGCAGAUACAGAAUGGCAUGGAGAUAAAUUGAAGUUAAAUGAUUAUCAAGAAAAAAUCGAAGAUGAUCAACAAAUGCAUGAAAUCGAAAAUUGUCAAUUUGAAAUAGAAGAAUCAAAAUCAAACAAGACUUUGAAAGAUAAAAGUCCACUUAUACUUGAUGCAUUACAACGUCAACGUUAA